GUGGAGGAGAUGAAAGAGAUUGGAGUGUUUCUCAGUAGUUUGGUUCAGGAGCUGGCUAAUCUGCGUGAGGCUCAUGGUCAAGGGGUGAGUGCCCUGCAGGCCAAACACAACAAGCUGGAAGUGGACAUCCUACAAGCUAAGGAGAGACAUCAGCUGGCUCCGACCUCCACAGCUCUGUCUCAGGUCUGGUGGAGCGUGACCUCCAGUGGCAACUGGGAGUCAGGGAGCACGUCGACAACCAAACUCAGAAACAUCUGUCCAUGAUGGAGACGGUCUCUGCUGAAACUCAGAGCCUCAGUCAGAGUGUCGAGACUUGCUGCACUGAGCUGCUCCAGCAGGCUGAUCAGCAGCUGUCCACUCGUCAGGAGGAGGUGAAGCAGGCUCACACAGCUGUGCUGAACCAGACCUCUGUGGACUGGACGGUUCUGGAGCAGCAGAAGCAGGAGCUCGAGGACCACAUAGAGAAGAGCCAGCAAAUGGUCCACACCUUCCUGAGGGAUGAGCUGCAGCAGGACGUUCCCACCGGUGCGACCCCUCAGCGCCGGGAGUUUGUGUACCCCCGACAGCUGCACAAGGCCAGGAGGCGCAGCGAGCUGCUGGACAGCCUGAGGAGGCAGCAGGAGGAG
Austrofundulus limnaeus is the source of this 626-nucleotide messenger RNA. Its product is annotated as kinesin-like protein KIF11. The record is from RefSeq and is a predicted model, not a curated record. Gene Ontology annotation, molecular function: microtubule binding. NCBI's taxonomy places the organism in Eukaryota, Metazoa, Chordata, Actinopteri, Cyprinodontiformes, Rivulidae.